AUGCCGUCACCGCUCUCCGCCGUUUUCCUCUCUAUGGUGACUAGUAUGUUGGCUGCAAAUGAAGUGGAUCUGAUCUGGGAGGAGGCCAUCACUGAUGUGAAGAGCUAUGCUGAUCGCCUACUGGCAGAGGCAGAUGGUCUGUUUGGCUCAGCUGCGUCAGACUGGGACGUCGUCGGGGACUAUGAUCAUGGUCUGCGGGUGUACUCCAGGCCAAUUAAAGGAAGCAAGCUCCUCCUGGUCCGCUCGGUUGUGGAGGUUGAGAAGAGCGCAAAGGAUCUCUUCAGCUUACUGACAUCCGCGGAAGGAUCAGACAUCAUCGAUGAUUCGACCAUGCAUGACCCUCCAGUGGAGAUUCUACAGUGGGAUGACAGGGCAGAGGUGGGAUACUCCAAGACGAUUCAGUCUAAGUUCCCAUUUCCCAAGCGCUCCUUUGUGAAGGCGAGCUUCUUUGACACAGCCAACACCCAAGUCGCCACCAAGUCCAUCCUCUACCAGGCGCUGCCACCGGGUGGCGACGGAUUGACAAGGGCAUUUAAUUCGUUCGCGCUGCGCACGGUGGCCCUGGGCCCAGAUCGGUGCCGCCUGGAAAUUGUCGACUUCUUCGACAUGCGCGGCUGGUUCCCCACGUGGAUUGCAAACAAAUUCCACAAAGAUAUGUUCUGUCAGAAGCUGCACAAACGCCUGUGGCAGCACCUCGGCAUGGAGUCUGUGCCAUCAUCUGCUGCAGUGACUGCGGCGUAG
Messenger RNA from Coccomyxa subellipsoidea C-169, 741 nucleotides. RefSeq lists its product as hypothetical. Bases 1 to 741 code for a protein of 246 amino acids. NCBI's taxonomy places the organism in Eukaryota, Viridiplantae, Chlorophyta, Trebouxiophyceae, Coccomyxaceae. The record is from RefSeq and is a predicted model, not a curated record. The transcript is spliced from 5 exons.